Messenger RNA from Endocarpon pusillum Z07020, 312 nucleotides. RefSeq lists its product as uncharacterized. Bases 1 to 312 code for a protein of 103 amino acids. Lineage: Eukaryota; Fungi; Ascomycota; Eurotiomycetes; Verrucariales; Verrucariaceae. The transcript has 2 exons. The record is from RefSeq and is a predicted model, not a curated record. Gene Ontology annotation, biological process: late endosome to vacuole transport via multivesicular body sorting pathway. Gene Ontology annotation, cellular component: Vps55/Vps68 complex; endosome.
AUGGCGGCAGGGCUCAAGACCAUCAUCGCUUUGUCCUUCGUUCUCGCUAUCGGUUUCCUCCUUGUCAUCCUAUCUUCAGCUCUGUUUCAUAACUAUCUGCCAUUACUCGUUGUCGCAACCUAUGUUAUCGCACCACUACCCAACUGGAUAUGUGGACGAUGUGCGAACCCAGAUGACUUUAUGGAGAAUGCUGGCAAUGCAGUGAUCGACUUCGGAAGGUUCUGCACAGGGUUCUUGGUUGUUAUGGGGAUUGGUACGUUGAAAAUAUCUAUAACCUGGAGGCUUGAAGAUGCGGGCACUUCAAAAAUCUGA